Molecule: messenger RNA, 1677 nt
Organism: Hydatigera taeniaeformis
Lineage: Eukaryota; Metazoa; Platyhelminthes; Cestoda; Cyclophyllidea; Taeniidae
Source: the annotation of a GenBank genome assembly
CAAUUGACAGUUCAGAUCCCACUGUACAACUCUUGGAAAGUGCCCCUUGUUCUGACUGAUAUUCACCUUCUCUGGCAGGCGUCGUUAACCCAUAACGAUUCUCCUGAACCUCGGGUUACCGUUUCCAAUGAAGACAUCAAUCCGGAGCGACUUCGUGAGGCGAGAAGUUACGUUCAUACUUCCGUCCUCAAUGAGUUUUACAUGCUGCCUGGGGAUCGAAAAAUGAUUGAAUUGGGACUGCAGCCUCGACGAUGCAUAACUGAUUUUCUAAUCACUGGAGUUGCUUUCAAACUUGAUAUUUCGACCCCUCGUCAAUUAGCCCUAGUUGAUCUUCCUUCGCCUACCACGCCUCCACUGCUUCCCACCAUUUCAUCAUCACUAGAACUACUGACCACAACUCCGCAGUUAGACGUUUCUGUGGGAGCCACUGAAGUCCUCCGCGAUCCCUUGAACUCCUCAAAUCCGUCGACAGAUCUCUUGGCAUCCGGACGCCUUCCGUCGUCCCUUGUUCAGGGAAAGGUUUGCUUCCCCUCUGCUUCAUCGGAUCUACGCUUCCAUUGGAAUGUUGUGCCACCACAGGCACUUCUGAAGGUAUCGUUUGGUGGAUUUCCCCAAUCCCUGUUCGAGGGUGAAAUUUGCGGUCACAGCUUCACUCUCACGAAUGUUGGAAGUUGUACACUGGAACAGCUGUGGAUCACCUCUUCUUGGCCCAAUUUCUUCCUCCUUUCCAAUACCACCCCGUCCAUCGUUAUGACAUUGCCAAAAGCAGUUCCACUGGAGGCCUCGCAGUCGAGAAAUGAAAGAUUUUGGAUUCGAGCACCUCCAAUAGGAAUGCGCCGACUAGGUCGUUCCCAACAAAUUGAGACUGUUGCGAUGUAUUCAUCGCCCCAAAUCCCAUAUUGCUGUCAAUUUCAUGUGAUUUUCGGCUACACUACAAAAGGCGAACCCUCAGAUAGGUUGAGGUACUUGCAACACGAGGCGAAAUUACAGCUACUGCCAUCGCUACAAUUUUCUGCCACCUGUGCCAGAACCCAGGGCUCUGAAGUGGACUCAUUGAUGAUUACUUUGAGGUGUAAAAAUGUCUCUCUGCAGCAUUCCUUCAAUGUGAUUCAAUUGGCCUGCCUGGAUGCUCUCUGGAACAUUAACAUUGUGGCUCCCAAAGACGCGGCAGCUUCCAGGAACGGUGUUCUCAUGCUUCCCACUCGAGAGGUGACUUUUUGCGUUCGCGCAACAAGACGAAUAUCCGCCAAAAAGGAGGUCGAUAGUACCGACGGUGUCUCCAUCAUCGCGUUGCAUCCAGCUUCGGAUGAAAUUGAUGCACUGGCCUCUCCGUAUGCUCAAUUUUUCCACCUCUCUACACAGGCUGCCCAAAUUGCAGCCCGUGGGAAUGGUACCUCAACCAACUGGGGCGAAACAACAGCAGAAUCAGCAGCUCCAGAGACUGACUUGCAGCCGAAAAACUUCUACAUACUCGCUUUUUGGCAGGUGGUUGAUCAGAGCGAUUCCCUUACCAAAUGUCAACGCUUUGGUCAGAGUCACAUCCGUGUUGUCUAUGCGCACGCACCCAAAGCCGUGAAGUCUUCAGAUGUCUGUGGUGCGAAUUUCGUCGCUGCUGGUGAUACUGCUGAGUCCACUGAUUUCUCCCAAAUGCUGCUUCAACAACAUGAAAGAUGCUAA